Messenger RNA from Vollenhovia emeryi, 1292 nucleotides. RefSeq names its product sulfotransferase family cytosolic 1B member 1-like. The record is from RefSeq and is a predicted model, not a curated record. Gene Ontology annotation, biological process: sulfation. Bases 243 to 1217 code for a protein of 324 amino acids. The transcript is spliced from 6 exons. Gene Ontology annotation, cellular component: cytoplasm. Gene Ontology annotation, molecular function: sulfotransferase activity. NCBI's taxonomy places the organism in Eukaryota, Metazoa, Arthropoda, Insecta, Hymenoptera, Formicidae.
GUGUAACAAGCAAGUAGAACAGUAUUUUAUUCUUGGGACCGGUUUUACACAACCCUAUAUGUACAUGAACAUACACACAUUUCGUGAUUAUCCGUGGGUCAAAAAGGUUUUGUAUAUAUUUUCGUAUACACUUCCAUGAAACUUUCGCUUUUCAUACCUAUUGUUAGUAUGCUAACGGCCUCGAAGACACACGAACGAAAUAAGAAACUAAUUCUAAUCGACGAAGAAGCUGUUAACGUAACAUGUCUUUCGAGGAUCUGAAAGUGGAACGCAUCAAGGAUGAACUGGCGGCUGAAUUAUUGAAACGAUAUCCGUGUCAUAAAGACGGUUUCGUUAAAGUCGGUCAGAAAGAGUGGUUCUUGCCGUAUAAAUAUGUUGAGAAGGGUGGCAAGAUAUAUAAUUUCAAAAUUCGUCCAGAUGAUACAUGGGUCAUUACUCAUCCCAGAUCAGGUACAACAAUGACGCAGGAACUUGUAUGGUUGAUCGCCAAUGACAUGAAUUUCGAAGAAGCACGUCGAAGAUAUUUAAGAGACAGAGUUCCCUUUAUAGACUUCGAGAUAAUAUUAGACGACUAUUUGAUAAAAGGCUUAUCUGAAAAAGUUAAUGCUGAGAAAUUUGAUGAGGAAUAUAGUAUCGAAUUUGUGCAAAGUCAGCCUUCGCCGCGUUUCAUUAAGAGUCACUUGCCUCUCGAACUGUUACCGACAGUGGUAAACAGUACCUGCAAGAUUAUUUACGUCGCAAGAAAUCCAAGAGAUGUGGUAGUCUCGUGGUACUUAUUAGAGAAUUUGGAAUGGUAUCAGGGAACUUUCGCACAGUACUGUGCUAAUUUCAUUAAUAAUCAGACGAUUUGGAGUCCCUAUUGGGAACAUAUAAAGGAAGCUUGGGCGAUGAGACACAGAGCAAAUAUGAUGUUUCUCUUCUAUGAAGAUCUGAUAAAGGACUUACCUAAAAACAUAAGAAAAAUUGCCGCAUUCUACGGUAAAAAUUACAGCGAUGAGCAGAUCGCCAAGUUAGCGGAGCAUUUGAAAAUAGAGAAUUUCCGAAAUAAUUCAAUGGUGAAUCAGCCGUCUGCUAACGCUCCCGUCAAAUCAGAUAUAUUCAUCCGACAAGGAAAGACUGGUGGUUGGAAAAGUAUGUUUACACCGGAGAUCGAGGACAAAUUUAGCACGUGGAUCGCUGAUAAUUUAAAAGAUACUGACUUGACUUUUCCAAGUUAAGUUUGUUACAAUUUAGUUGUAUCCAAUCACAUUUUAAAUAAAAAGAAAAUACCAUUAAGGACUUUCCGACCAAAA